Molecule: messenger RNA, 462 nt
Organism: Drosophila eugracilis
Lineage: Eukaryota; Metazoa; Arthropoda; Insecta; Diptera; Drosophilidae
Exons: 3
Coding region: 109-462 (117 amino acids)
Source: RefSeq, a predicted model, not a curated record
UUGUAUUUCAAGAUCAUCAGCACCUAUCGAUAUAGUAGAAAUAGAGAAGUUCUAAGUUCUUUCCCAGAAGAGCCCACCUGCAAAAGAUGCAAGACCCAGAGACCAUCAAUGAAAUUAAGAGUGAAGAUGUCCAGGCGAAUGAUUCCUUGGGUAGUGACAAAUACUACUAAGGUCCCAGUGGCCGAGGUCUGCCGGCUGAUCUUAGUUUACAGAGAACCAGUCCACUUAAGCGAGUUGAUAGCCAAUUUCGAGAACAACAUGAAAGAUAACGUUAGAUAUCUCAUGUCGAGGACUGUACACCUUGCAGUUCGUGCUCCCAAAGGAAAAGACGAAACCUGCUCCAGGCAAAGCAUUCCAAACUGCUUUCCCAGAUCUAUCCAACCAAAAAAGAAGGACAAGUGCACCAUCACUGUUGAUAAGGACGAGCUGAUGGAACUACUUGGUCUGACAGAUAAGGAAUGA